GGGAACUCCACCAUACUUUGCAUCAAACAUCACGAGUCCAUACACACACAAAGCUCACCUACACUCAAACACAAACCGGAAUAGAAGAAUGAAGACACCAUACACGGCAGUGUUCGCGGCGGCCGCAGUGGUGGUGCUCCUACUGCUGACCGAAGCGGAGCUGUCGAGGGCGGCGACAUGCAACCCGGCGCAGCUAAGCCCUUGCGUGAGUGCCAUAACAUCAUCAUCUCCACCGUCCAAGCUGUGCUGCACCAAGAUCAAGGAACAGAAGCCUUGCCUCUGCCAAUACCUUAGGAACCCCAACCUUAAGAAAUUCGUCAACACACCAAAUGCCAGGAAAGUUGCCUCCACCUGUGGGACUCCCUACCCAAAGUGCUGAAAAACCUUUAGUUUUCACCUCUCUGCACAAUAUGAAUGUGAAGAGAGGGAAAGUGGUUUUAUUAUAGCUGUGGUGUGGGAUUAUCUUUGUUUUGAUGUCUGUAGUAAGAGCACUAAGUUUAUAUAGCCUCUGUCAUUGUCACAUUUCACCACUUUGUUUACUGUUUCCGUGUGAUCUAUCUGAGAUAUUCUACCAGUUGUUGCAGAAGUAAUCUUAUUUAAUGGAAAUCAGUGUUGGAUUAUUACUCU
Messenger RNA from Hibiscus syriacus, 627 nucleotides. RefSeq names its product non-specific lipid-transfer protein 2-like. Gene Ontology annotation, biological process: lipid transport. Bases 89 to 379 code for a protein of 96 amino acids. NCBI's taxonomy places the organism in Eukaryota, Viridiplantae, Streptophyta, Magnoliopsida, Malvales, Malvaceae. The transcript has a single exon. The record is from RefSeq and is a predicted model, not a curated record.